AUUCUAUGCAAUGUCGGGUUGCUCGACCCUUUCCUCUCGUCAGAUAUUUACCGGGUUAACAGUGCUGAGAAAGUUAUGCAAUCAUCCGGACCUGGUCACCAAUGACUACCGUGACUGUGCCACCAAUGGCAGAGAAGAUGGGGAGGAGGAGGGGGAGGGGGAGGAUGCAGAUGAAACGGCCUUCAUCAGAUCUAGGAGACCUCAGCGACGCAGGAGACGGCUGAGCACCCGAAGUAGCGAGGCAAAGAGGGAGGGGGAGAGAAGGUACAGGGAAGAACGGUUUGGCUGGGGAAAGAGGUCGGGGAAGAUGAUUGUGGUCGAGGCUUUGCUCAAGAUGUGGAGCGAACAGAAACACCGUGUCCUUCUCUUCAGUCAGUCUAAGAUGGUGUUGAGUAUUAUGGAACUUAUGGUGGUAGCCAAGGGCUACACAUACCUCCGGAUGGACGGAGACACUCCAAUUAAAGCCCGCCAGCCACUCAUACGACAAUUUAAUGAGACUCCCUCCAUCUUUGUGUUUCUCCUCACCACACGGGUUGGUGGGCUAGGGGUUAAUCUCACCGGAGCCGAUCGCGUCAUCAUUUAUGACCCUGACUGGAACCCGAGUACGGAUACACAGGCUCAAGAGCGUGCAUGGAGGAUUGGGCAGAAGAGGCAAGUGACUAUCUACCGACUAAUUACAUCUGGAACCAUUGAGGAGAAGAUCUACCACAGGCAAAUCUUCAAACAGUUUCUGAGCAAUCGUGUGCUGAAAGAUCCGAAACAGCGGCGGUUCUUCAAGGCAAACGACCUCUACGAACUCUUCUCCCUUGGUGGGGUCCACCCGAAGGGAGCCACCGAGACAAGCGCCAUCUUUGCCGGGACCGGGUCCGACGUGGUCCCCAAGAAACUGAAGAAGAAGAAGCGACGACAGAGGUCACGUGACUCUGUUGACGAUUCACGUGAGUCACAUGACCUCGGGGGUGGAUCACAUGAUCGUGGAGGGGUUGGGGGUGGGGAAGAGAGUGGGACGUGGAAUGGAGACGUGCAGAGGAAACCCAGGCAGACCCAAGUAUUGGAAUCAGCCCCGGAGCCACUCGUCCAGUUCUAGACCACAGAAUGAUGAAAGUAGCGAUACAUUUUCAGUUGGAUUUUUGGCUGAAAUUUCCAGAGGAGCUGAGCAUGGAAAAGGUGGCAAGGAAGAAGGGAGUGUCGCUGUUUCUGCCGGACCAGUGGGGGGAAUGGAGGAGUCUCGAAAUGAGGUGACUGGUGGUCCCUCUGCUCAAGUAGAACACCCCUUCACUGGCUCCUCGGGAGAGCUGGCCUGCCAAAACAGGCAGAGUCAAACCGAGAGCCUCAGACCUGUCCAAUCUCCUGGUUCUUGUGGCUUGGAGCACACUCAGAGUGGGGAGACAGAGGAGAGGAAAGGGAGAGAACGCAACGAGAAGAAGUCUCACCGUCACAGAAAGAAGAAGAAGAAGCACAAAGAGGUCUUCUACGGCGGCCGCGGUGGUGGAGGGAGUGGAGAUAUCGGGAGUGGAGAAGAAGAGGCUGUUCAGGCCGGAGGGGGAGGGAGAGAAGGCCACCAGUAGCAGCCAUGACGACUACAUCCUCACAAAACUCUUCAAGAAAUCAGCUGUGCACUCUGCGAUCCAGCACGACUCCAUAAUGAGCAGUGUCAGUGGAGACUACGUGGUGGUAGAGAACGAGGCAAAGAAGGUGGCGCAGAGUGCCGCCAGAGCUCUGAGGGAAUCGCGGAGGAGGUGUCUUGGGGGAGGAGGGGGAGGGUGGGGGCAGCUGACUGGACUGGACAGCACGGAUCUGCUGGUAGUGGGUCAAGACAGCAGUUGAGGUUUGGAGCAAAGACCCAGCAGAUGGUUGCCAAGGUUUGGACUCUAUAUACAAUCCACAUUGCUAGUGUAUAUACACCCACGCACACUUUCACACAGGGCUCAUACUCGGAAUCUUCAAAACUCUUUGAUGGACAGAAAGCCGGGACCUCUCUACUCCCGUCUCCUCAGAAGCAGCAGCAAGCACCCUCCUCUUCCUCCUCCUCCACUACCACCUCGUCUGCCUCUCUCCUGUCGGCCAUGCGAAGCAGAAACUCUCACUCUCUCCCACAAUACGCCGUGAAAGAUGUCCACAAAUCGGCCCACGACAAUUUGAUGCAGGAAAUCAGGGAUUUCAUUGCCACCCGGUGUAAAUUCGAUGGGCAGGCAACUACCGAUGAACUCUUGGGUCAUUUCUUGUCGCGGCUCCCUAAUUCAGACACGGCUACGUUUCGCUCCAUGCUGCACGAGAUAUGCGAUUUUUCUCGCGUUCACGGAGAGGGACGAUGGUUUUUGAAAUCACAAUUUAGGUAACAGUCACCAAGAUUAUCAUUG
This is a messenger RNA of Geodia barretti, 2360 nucleotides long. Lineage: Eukaryota; Metazoa; Porifera; Demospongiae; Tetractinellida; Geodiidae. The record is from the annotation of a GenBank genome assembly.